AUGUACAACAAGCAGUACAUGCAGGCAAUUGGCCUAGUGGCUCUUGCUAUCGUGCUGAUGGCGGCGUGCGUGUCCGGAUCUGGCGACCACGACCACACUUCGUGCGCUUGUGCAGCCAAGGAGAUGAGUUUCACCAUCAACUGCACUGCUGAAGGCGAUGUGACCACGGCCUUCAACUACCUGCAGGCCAACUCGUGUGCCAGCAAGUGCGAAAGUGACCAUGCUUGCGAGCGCAACUUCUUCAUCAUCCAGUCGCACCAUGACCAUUGCCUCACGAUUCCGGACGCAGUGGCCAAGGGCAUCCACAACUACGAGGCUGCGUGCCACUCGUGCACGAUCAAGCGCCAGUACAGCGCUUCGCUCCCAGCAUGUACCCAGCCGACGUGCUCGAUGAAGGCUCCGGCGACCGACGCCUUUGCCGCGCUCCAGGCUAACAACUGCACGACCAGCUGCGCGUCGACCGCGUGCAGCUCGGCGUUCAAGACCAUCCGCGCCUACCACGACAUGUGCGACGAGGACGAUCUCGCCCAGUCUGUCGAGGAGGGCAUCCACGACUUUGAGGACGCGUGCGCGGCGUACGACUGCAACACCUCGUCGGGGCCGUUUGUCCCUACCUGUGAGUCCACCACCUCGGCCGCGGCUGCUUCGGUCGCCUCGGUCGCCCACGUUGGCUUUGCCGCUCUCGUUGCGCUUGCUGUCACGUUUUUGUGA
Molecule: messenger RNA, 711 nt
Organism: Thecamonas trahens ATCC 50062
Lineage: Eukaryota; Apusomonadida; Apusomonadidae
Exons: 1
Coding region: 1-711 (236 amino acids)
Source: RefSeq, a predicted model, not a curated record